AGUCGGUCGGCCGUGGCGGGCGUAGCGGGCGUGCUCGCGCGAGGCGGGGCCGCGGGCGUGCUGGCUGGGUCGGAGAGCACGUCGGGCGGUGCGCCACGUGUGAUUUCCGGAACGGAGAGCGAUGCGCGGCAGCUCUGGUGGGCCGCGCUGAGACAGUGCCGCGAGCCGAGACCGGGUCGCGGUCGGGACAUUGCCGGGCCGUUUGAGGUGAAUGACGUCCUCCAGAGACCGGCACCAUGCUGAAGAGUUUUCUGUUGUCGCUACUGGCGGCGGCGCUGUGUGGAGUUCUAUGUUCAGCACGGGGUGAGACCAAGACGGUGUCGGCCGGCGCCAACCUGACCUUGACCUGUCCGCGCCAAGCUGAGGUCAGCAGGCCGGCUACUGUGUCGUGGGCGUGCCGCGGCUGCGGUCACGCACAGGGCGAGUUCACACUGGCGCGCUACGGGCCGGAUGGAGCGCUCGAGCGUCGGGAGGAGCGGGCGCGCCUGCUGCUGCCCACCUUCCAGCUGCAGAUCUACCCGGUGGUGGCGUCCGAUGCCGGCGAGUACACCUGUAUCGUGGACGGAUAUGACGACGGACGCUCCAUUCAGAUCGUGGUUGACGAUGUCCCUCCGGCGCCGCAGCGUCCCCUGGUGGUCGACUUCACCUCUCGUUCGGCCGUCGUGUCGUGGGCGCCGCGCUACUCCGGCUCGGACACGCCGCCCCUCAGCUACGUCCUCCAGAAGAGGAUAUUCGACCCGAAGGGCCCCUGGGACCAGCGGCGGGAGCUGCACAUCUCCGCGAAGGCGACUACCUACAACGUCACCGGCCUUCGUCCGUUCACGGCGUACAGUUUCCGGGUGUUUGCCGUGAACCGGGUGGGGCGCAGUGAGCCCAGCGACCCCAGCUACCCGACGGUGACACAUCGCGAACACCCCAGCGGAAAGCCGACAGUGAUCCGAACCCGGAGUCCCAGUCCCACCUCGAUCGAGGUGUUGUGGCGACCGCCCGACGCCGACACCAUGAACGGCGAGUUUAUCGGCCACGUGCUGUCGUAUCGUCCCCGUGACCAGACCGACGCCGAGUGGACGCUUGCCGACCUGUCCGGAAACGCUAACGAGACGACGAGUUACGAGAUCGAAGGACUCACACCUUACACCGAGUACCUGAUCAGAAUUCGUGUGAAGAACCUGGUCGGUCUGGGCCCGUUCACCGUGGUCCGGGAGACUACACAGGAGGGAGUUCCUGGUCGGCCCGAGGACCUGAAGCACCUGAGUGUGGGCGACACCUGGGCGAUGCUUGCCUGGAGCCAGCCUCACCACCCGAACGGCAUCAUCGAGGCGUACUACCUGUACUUCGACCGGGCCAACCGCAGCUUCACUGACAACCGGGUGGUGCGCGGCGUGCGACCCCAGAUGAGCUACAACCUCACCCGGCUCGAGCCCUACACCCGGUACACGGUAUGGCUGCACGCCAAGACGGCCAAGCACGAGGGCGCUCGCUCAGCGCGCAUGUCUUUCGUGACGGACGUCGGAGGACCGGGCGCGCCUGAAGUGACCAACGCGAGCUGUCAGGCGGACACUUCUGUCUACCUUCAGUGGCGGCGUCCGGCCGUGGUACACGGCUCCAUCGACAUGUACCGGGUCAUGUACCGCAGCGAGCGGCAGACCGAGUACCACAACGUCACCAUCGACACCAGCUACAGUGUGGAGAAGGAGCAGCUUCUGCUGACGAACCUCUCUGCCAACACCAUGUUCGAGGUGCGUGUGGUGGGUCUGGCGCGCUCCCGGUUCGAUCCGAGCCGGGUGUACGUGGGCGAGCCGUCGGUACCCCGUCAGGUGCUACUGCAGCCCGACUGCGAGCGGGUGCAGUACCUGCGUCGGCAGCAGACGCAGGCCGCCCCCGGCGCCGGAUGGGAGCUCAGCACGGGCAUGGUGGCCGGCGUGGUGUGCGCCGUGCUGGCCCUGCUGCUGGCCGUUCUGGCGCUGCUCGUCUGGAGGAAAUACUUCCAGGCACCAUACAACUACCUGGACGCCCCGCAGAAGGCCAUGUCGACCAUCUCCACCGACUGGGAGUCGGAUUCUCCUGACGGACCGACGGGACCCAUUCCCGUCCACCUGUUCCCCAAGCACGUGGACCGACUGCACGCCGACGGCGACAUCGGCUUCAGCAAGGAGUACGAGGCGAUCCAGGCACAGACGCUGCUGGACGGCUACACGUCCGACCUCAGCCAGCAGCCCGAGAACAAACACAAGAACAGAUACCUCAACAUCGUGGCAUACGACCACACGAUGGUGCCGCUUCAUCCGAGCGGCUCGCAGAAGAAGGCCGAUUACGUGAACGCCAACUACGUGGACGGCUACCAGCGGCCGCGGGCGUAUAUCGCCACUCAGGGGCCGCUACCGGACACGUUCGACGCCUUCUGGAGGCUGGUCUGGGAGCAGAACGUCUACAUCGUCGUCAUGAUUACCAACCUCAUGGAGCGAGGACGGAAGAAGUGCGACCAGUACUGGCCUCAAGAGGGCAAGGAGACGUACGGUGACAUUCAGGUCACCGCCGUCGGACAGAACGUGAUGGCCACGUACACCAUCAGAAAGUUCUGCUUACGGCACCUAAAGGUGGACAAGAAGCGAGGCCGCGGCGCCGCGGAGCGCGUGGUGUACCAGUACCACUACACCAGCUGGCCCGACCACGGCAUCCCGCACAGUCCGCUGCCCAUCCUCAGCUUCAUCAGAAAGUCGGCAGCAGCCAACCCCGAGGUCGCGGGGCCCAUCGUCGUCCACUGCAGUGCCGGUGUGGGCAGGACGGGCACCUACAUCGUGCUCGACUCGAUGAUGCGGAUGAUCCGGGCCAAGGGCGAGGUGAACGUCUUCGGCUUCCUGAAGCACAUCCGGACGCAGCGCAACUUCCUGGUGCAGACGGAGGACCAGUACGUGUUCCUGCACGACGCCCUGCUGGAGGUGGUGGAGAGCGGCGAGACGGACAUCCACAGCUCCUUCCUGCGGAGGUACCUGCACAACCUGCAGACCACCGAGCAGGACAUCUACCCCUGGUACAACCUCGACAGACAGUUCAAGCUGAUCAACUACGACCAGCCGUCCAACAAGUGCAUGUCGUCCGGUCGCCACCCUCUGAACGUCUCCAAAAACCGGCGGCCAGACCUGCUGCCCACCGAGCUGCACCGGGUGCGGAUCAGCCCCAAGAGCGGCGUCGAGUGCUCCGACUACGUCAACGCCUCGUGGCUGCCCGGCUUCAGCAAGCUGGACGAGUUCGUGGUGACGCAGCACCCGCUGACGGCCACGGUGGCCGACUUCUGGCAGAUGGUGUGGGAGCACAACGCCCAGACCAUCGUCCUCCUCAGCCCCGUCGAUGACCAGGAGUACUGCAUCUUCUGGCCAAUGGAGCAUGUGGACGUGGAAUGUGACCAGUUCCGGGCGCGCUUCGUCGCGGAAACACGCAGUGAUCCGUACGUUCUCCGGGAUUUUACGCUCCAGUCUCCCACGGACGAGUACGAACUGGCUGUGCGGAUCAUCCAGUGCUCCAACUGGCCCGAGAACUGCAGCCCCAUAGUGCGCGUGUUCGACCUGAUCCAGGUGGUGCAGCGGUGGCACCUCGAGUACCAGAACGGGCCGUGCCUGGUGGUAGACCGGUUCGGUGGCACCGAGGCGGCCACCUUCUGCUGUCUGACCACGCUGAUGAAGCAGCUCGAGUACGAGUCGCACGCCGACGUGUACAUGUACGCGCGGCUGUACCAGCAGCGGCGGCCGGAGGUGUGGCGCAGCCAGGACGACUUCCUCUUCUUGUACCGGGCCGUCGAGGCGCUGGUGGCCUCGGACGCGGCGGCCGACGCCGCGGCGGCCGGCGCGUCGCCGCCUCCCCCGGACGUGACUGACGUGCAGCGUCAGACUCUGCGGCCCAUCCUGAAGAAGGGCGGCGCGCGCCAGCGGCCCGCCUCCACGGCCACGGUGCGCAUCCCGCCGGACGGUAUGGAGAGCGUGGUCGUGGACAUGGGAGAGUACGUGACGUGAGGGCACCGGCGCGGCGGGCCCCGCGCGCCGCGCCGCGCCUCCGCCCUGCGCGUGUCCGUGUCGAUCGCGGGCCAGCGCCGCGCGCGCGCCACCUCUGUCUAGUCUGUGUCAGAGCCGGAGAGAGGCCAGCGUGCCGAGUGCACGCGCAGCCAGCUAGCGACUUUUGUUUCACGCUGUUCGCCGAGGUUGGCGACUGGCGUCCCGCGUCUUAUGUUGUUUUUCUAUCCAUGCUGAGGUAGUUUGCCGGGAAGAGGUGCUAACGGGUAUCCCGUCUGAAGUGAACUGAUUACGUCAUGUCGGUGAAAAUGCGAUGCUGUGGCUGAACUCGUUACAAAAUGUGUGCAUGACUGCCGCCACAUGCUGCGUGGUUGCCGCCCGGGCGGAUUCCCGAGUCCGUAGACCACCGCUCUGUCUCCGUAUUGCUCGCAUGUCGAGAGCAGCAUACCUCGUCCUGCCGUCGGGGCUUCCGCGAGACGGCGGCCGUCUUGGGCGCACAUUUCGCGCAUUUCCAACUGCCGGAAACUCGUGCCAUAGAGCGGAAACGGUAAACUUCCGGUUACGCUUUUAGCCUGUGUCUACCAUAGAGAUGCCGUCGCCAUAAGUAUUUGAGACUGCAAGGUCCGGCGUAACCACCCAUUCGCCACUUGUCCGGCUCGUCUCCGAACGGUAGAAGUUACCGGGAGCCGGGCCAACCCACAGUUAACUACUGAAUGCCUGUAUUUAUGACAUGAUAGUGUAUGCCGCUGCUGCUCAAGAUUUGUUUGAUUUCGUUGGACCACUACACUACCUGACAACACUUGGGCUUUAUUUGGUCAGCUACAUUAAGUGCUCAGAAUGCUACAUGAGUGUUGUCUAUUGCUGUUUUGCUGAAUAAUGUCCAAGCAUUGACGUGUCGCAGUUGAACGUAAACCCAGCUCUUUAUUUCUAAUCUGUCUACGAGUAUUUGUGUAAGUCUAGUGUAUGUUCCUGUGAUAUUUUGGUUAUUGUUUUGGAUAAAAUAAAGAUGCUGGUUGUAUGCAAA
Amphibalanus amphitrite is the source of this 5028-nucleotide messenger RNA. Its product is annotated as tyrosine-protein phosphatase 99A-like. NCBI's taxonomy places the organism in Eukaryota, Metazoa, Arthropoda, Thecostraca, Balanomorpha, Balanidae. The record is from RefSeq and is a predicted model, not a curated record. Gene Ontology annotation, biological process: protein dephosphorylation. Gene Ontology annotation, molecular function: protein binding; protein tyrosine phosphatase activity. Bases 237 to 4007 code for a protein of 1256 amino acids. The transcript has 17 exons.